AGCCUUUAAGGCCCUGAGACACAGAGCGGCCAUUCAUAGAUGGAGCGCGCGAGCGAGGCGGCUGCGGACAGAGACGCUGGAACCCCGGACACUCACGGACCCUCGCGCUCGGCGGGCGACCUCCUCCUCCAUCACUGAAGGUUUGGUGACGGAAAAAACGACAACAAAAAACCGAAAUCCUGAGCAGAAUCACCACAAAGGAAAGGAGGGAAGGUUGAAACAAGGAGAGACGUGGGGGCAUAAAGGCCGACUGGCACAAGAGGCUCGUAGCAGGCUGGUAAACUGGGGUCCAAGGUACGCACCGAGCGUAUGAUACCAACAACACGGAUGGAAAGAACUUUAAUGUGGAAUCCUAAUCGAGUUUUAGAGCGAAGACUGAGAGUAGAGACUGACUGGCACUUUAUAUUAUAAAGCCUAGCUUCGGGAGCAGUAAGAGACACACCCAAGAGAGGCAAAGAUAGCUUAGCGUUAGCUCCUGACUUCCACAACAUUUCAGCCCUUUGAGUCAGAGAGACAACCCCUCGGAGCGAACCUUUGCUAGGCAUAGGAGUAGAACUAGAGUUCAGCAUACAGAUUCAAUCACUCACAGCUACCAGCGGGCGCACCCUGACCAUGUCGGGAGAGGACCAGAGUCUGUCCGACGUGGACUUGAGUCCGGGGGUCUCGGAUGACAGCCACUCCCUGUCACCGGGUCAUUCCUCCGGCCCCACGGGCCGGGCCGACUCGCCGCUGCCGGGCCAGCAGUCCCUCCUGGGCGGUCUGGGCGACGCCACCGCCGAGGGCCGGGCGGCCAUGAAAUCGGACGAGGAGGACGACCGCUUCCCCAUCGGCAUCCGGGAGGCGGUGAGCCAGGUGCUGAACGGCUACGACUGGACGCUGGUGCCGAUGCCGGUCCGCGUCAACAGCGGGAACAAGGGCAAGCCGCACGUGAAGAGGCCCAUGAACGCCUUCAUGGUGUGGGCGCAGGCGGCCCGGAGGAAGCUGGCCGACCAGUACCCCCACCUGCACAACGCCGAGCUUAGCAAGACCCUGGGGAAGCUGUGGAGGCUCCUGAACGAGAACGACAAGCGGCCGUUCAUCGAGGAGGCGGAGCGGCUCCGCAAGCAGCACAAGAAGGACUACCCGGAGUACAAGUACCAGCCCCGCCGCCGCAAGAACGGCAAGCCCGGCACCGGCUCGGGCAGCGAGGCCGACGGCCACUCGGAGGGCGAGGGCCCCCACUACAAGGGCCUCCACCUGGACGUCACUCACAGCGGGGCCCGCUCCCCGCUGACCGACGGACACCACCCCCACGCCGCAGGCCAGAGCCCCCCAACUCCUCCCACCACCCCCAAGACCGAACUGCAUGCUGCGAAGGCCGGGGAGGGCAAGCGGGAGAGCGGCUCGACGUCGGGCUCCCGCGGCGGCGGUCUGGGGGCCGGAGCAGAGGGCCCAACGGGGGCUCCGGGCUCCGGGAAGCCCCACAUCGACUUCGGCAACGUGGACAUCGGGGAGAUGAGCCACGAGGUGAUGGCCAACAUGGAGCCCUUCGACGUCAACGAGUUCGACCAGUACCUGCCCCCCAACGGGCACCCGGGGGCCGGCGGUCCCGCGGGGCCCGGGGCCUCCUCCUACCCCUACGGCAUCUCCUCUGCACUGGCGGCGGCGAGCGGCCACGCGGCCGGCUGGCUGUCAAGCAGCAGCAGCAGCAGCCAGCCCCCGGCGCACCACGCCUCCCCGCUGACCUCCGACCCCUCCAAGACCCAGAUCAAGAGCGAGGGGGCCUCCGUCGGCGGGGGCCACUUCUCCGAGGUGGCGUCGGCGGCGGGCUCCCACGUGACCUACACCUCGCUCAGCCUGCCGCACUACGGCUCCGCCUUCCCGUCGCUGGCAUCGCGGGCGCAGUUCGCAGAGUACGCGGACCACCAGGCCCCGCCGGGCCCCUACUACGCCCACUCCAGCCAGCCCUCGGGGCUGUACUCGGCCUUCUCCUACAUGGGGCCCUCCCAGAGGCCCCUGUUCACCGCCAUCUCCGACCCGGGGAGCGUGCCCCAGUCGCACAGCCCCACCCACUGGGAGCAGCCCGUCUACACCACCCUGUCGCGGCCAUGACAGAGACUCAACAGCGAGGGCCCGGACCGGCCUGGACCCGGGCCCCCGAGGGCCCACUACGGUCCACAGCAGGGGGAGUGGGCUGGCCCCGGGACG
Gadus chalcogrammus (walleye pollock) is the source of this 2187-nucleotide messenger RNA. RefSeq names its product SRY-box transcription factor 10 (gene sox10). Gene Ontology annotation, biological process: enteric nervous system development; morphogenesis of an epithelium; neural crest cell migration. Lineage: Eukaryota; Metazoa; Chordata; Actinopteri; Gadiformes; Gadidae. Gene Ontology annotation, cellular component: nucleus. The record is from RefSeq and is a predicted model, not a curated record. Gene Ontology annotation, molecular function: DNA-binding transcription factor activity, RNA polymerase II-specific; RNA polymerase II cis-regulatory region sequence-specific DNA binding.